This is a messenger RNA of Colletotrichum godetiae, 2624 nucleotides long. RefSeq lists its product as uncharacterized. The transcript is spliced from 7 exons. The record is from RefSeq and is a predicted model, not a curated record. Lineage: Eukaryota; Fungi; Ascomycota; Sordariomycetes; Glomerellales; Glomerellaceae. Bases 196 to 2391 code for a protein of 731 amino acids.
CCUUGAGAUAUGGGCCCAUUUCACAUGCUAGCAUCUGGAAUCCUAUUUACUUUCAGCCCUAGAUGAGUGCGAGCCGGCCGACUCAGUAUUGAUAUAAUGAACUGAUGGGCUGUACCUUCGUCUGCCUUGCUUGUCCUCUGCUUCUCGCAACCCGAUGUAAGAGCCUACUCUCACUAGGAUAGGAAACAAGUCAAAAUGUCGACAGAAUACGUCAAAUGCGCACACAAAACCAUCCCAGAGGAUGACAACUUUGCAAACAGAAAGAGGCUUUUGAUCUGCUGUGAUGGCACGUGGAACAACUCGAAUAAUGGCGGUGUACCCACGAACGUGAGCCGUCUCUCCUCUGCAAUCGCACACAAGUGCUGCACUGGCAUGGCCCAGGUAGUCUACUACCACCGCGGCCCUGGAACAGAGGAAGACAAGUGGGCCAGCUUCGUGGGAGGCCUGCUCGGGCUGGGUGUCAAACAGGAUAUUGUGGAUUGCUACCGCUUCAUCUGCGAUAAUUAUAACCCGGGAGAUGAGAUCAUCAUCGUCGGCUUCUCGCGAGGCGCUUUCACGGCCCGGUCGCUCGCAGGCAUGGUCUGCACGCUUGGCUUCCUCAACCGUUCUGGAAUCAACAGCCUCGGCCAUAUCUAUAACGACUACAAGGCCUUUAACGACUGGAAGGACCUUCGCAUGUUUGACCCCAAGAAACAUCUCUUGGGAUUCAACGUUGAUCAGCUGAAGGUGAAGAUUGAGAAGGAGUACAUGGCUGAAAUCCAAGAGAUUGAAGACAAGUUGGAUCGAGCCGACGAGUUUUCGGAAGAUAAGGUUUGGGACUUGGACGAGCAGCUUUUAAGAGUCCUCGAACGCUACGACGAAGCUACGAGCCCCGAGAGGUUGAAGCAGAGACUGGAAUGGGACAUGAAGAAACUUUUCACGACGAUGACUGAGCAGAAACGGCCAGAUGGAAGCAUGAAGUUUCGCUCGAUGGCAAAGUUGUAUCGUCAGCAACUGAGCGAUUACGAAUUGUGCUUGACUCGCAUGGUGAAAAAAAAAGACCACAAGGAUUCACACGAAGCCGUGGAAGGAAAUAUCAAAGCAGUCGGCGUAUGGGAAACGGUAGGAAGUCUUGGAAUCCCCAAGAUGCCGUGGUGCUUCUGGCACGGCUCUGGCCGAAGUGCUGCAGAGCUCCGGUUCGCAAGUUACAACGUCCACCCCAACAUCGAUCACGCGUUCCACGCCCUUGCCCUCGACGAGUUCAGAACCCCUUUCUCUCCCACGCUUUGGAGGUGCAAGAGAUCGAACACGAAUACUCAACUUCGUCAGGUCUGGUUCCCCGGUUGUCACAGCAAUGUUGGCGGAGGCUCUGAUUCACAGCAAAUCUCCAAGAUUGCCCUUGGAUGGAUGGCGGACCAGUUGACCUCCGUCGGCGUGGAAUUCAGUAAGUGCGAAAUGCAGCGUAUCUUCAGGACAAUCUCACACGGAGAUACUAUUCGGCCGUGGGGUCUCGGCGAGAUCUCUAGCCCGACAUCUCUGGUCACGACGAGUCCCGACCGGGCUUGGAACAUCAUUAGAGCUCCCUACCUCGCGUACUACGGUCAAUUUGCAGAGAGCUCAGCACGAAAGCCUAGAUUAUACAUGGAAGACGAUGGGGUAACCCCUCUGACACACACCAAGGAACUGGUUCACCCCUGUGUCAGGGUCCGGUACCUGUACAACGGUCUCGGACUAGACGACAAGGCUGAGUGGCGCUGCAACGCCCUCACUGGGCGCGGUUGGGACCUCAAGCUCGACGGAGGCGUAGUUCCAACCGAUAUUCGGCAAGGUCGGGACCCGAAGAUUGUGGACAAGUAUAGAACCGUGGGCGGAUCCGUCACCGCCAUUCAUCAACAGUAUCCGAAAACUCAAGCCGAGGAAGGCAACCUCGUUGACACCGAGCAGCCCUCGGAAAAGGAUCUAUGGCAGUUGAAAUCUCCGAAGAACACGUACACAUGGACCCAUCCAGAUGGCCAGGUGCUCAAAGAAGAGCAGAUUGGCAUGUGGGAGCGCAUGUUCAUCGACAUCAACGACGACCUCGUCGAGUUGAAGAAGAAGAGCGAUGACGAGAAGAGAGACAAACGGACGCGCGGUGACCGCCUAAGAGACCAGGCGACGAACAAGGUGUACUACGCCCUGAGCAUGGCGGAGUGGAUUGUGAAGGCUUCCGUCGGCGCGAUCUUGGGCACGCGGCCGGAUAAGCAGUACCCGAUCGGGUACCCAUUACAACAUGGGUACUAUGACUUUGUGUCGUGGCAGAGGGGCCUCAAGCACGGUGCUUCGGAGGUUGAGUCGGCGGCGGAGGGCGUGCAGGCAACUGAGAAUGGCGAUGUCCAUGUUCAUUACCACUGGAUGAAUGAUGGUACGCAAUGAGAGGUCUUGGCGAAACUGCAGUUUGAUACUAGGCGUGGGAUACUUGGCGAUUUAUUUUCAUCUGUCGGCUGGAACUCUUUACUUUCGGACGUCAAAGGUUAUUUGCUCGGGACUUCAACAACAUUGCCAAUGCGUUAGGGAAAGGGCCAGCCCCUUCGUAGAAGUAUGGACGAAGAAAGAAGCGACUAUACUAUUCACUAAGCUCAAUUUCAAUUGAAACCUUCGCAUACCGA